CGUAGAAGAAGAAGAAGAAGAAGAACUGGCGACGGCUACUGGGAACGCACAAAACAGCCCAAACGCGCGGUUUAACCCAGCCUCCUGGACGGGCGGAAGCCGUGAAUACUUUAUUCCCCGUCACAGAGAAGCUGCUUUGUCGCCGCGCCGCUUUGUGAGUUUAUUUUGUUUACGGGGUUGUGAGUAAAACGGAGGGCUUGUUCCGUCUCUCCGGGUUUCCGACAAGCUGACGGACGCGGACUCUACGUCAUCGCUCGGUUACUUGACUACCGCGCGUCAACGGGGGGGGGGGGCAGCCUCGUCAUGGCUGAUUUAGCGGCCGCACCGUCGACUUGUGGGGCGUCCCGGCGCACUGUGAGCCGUUCCGCCCGGGGUGGUCGCUAAGCUAUGCUGUCGAGGGCGGUGUGGAAAAGAGAGGUCGCAGCUCUUGCUCGCUAAACGCCCCCCUCCCCUCUCCCCCCUCUCCCCCUCGCUGGACUCGUCUCCGGUCCGCCCCGCCGCAAAAAGUCAGGCCGCGCUCGUCUCGCGGCGGGUGGCGGUGAUUUAGUAGCGGGCUAGCCUUUAGCCGCGAGCUAUCGAACGCCACGCAACAGCCCCGAACCCGGCGAUGGAAACAUUGUAGCUUACGUUAGCUGGCUUAGCGCACGCCGGGCGGCUGGAAGAAGAGGGGGACGAUGAUCAAAUCCAGGAGUGUCGGCGCCUCCUCGCCGCUGAAUGGGAAGCAAGACUGGGACUCCAGGCGAAAAAGGAAGAUUGCUGAAAUCACACAGACCCUGAAUGAAGGUUCGGUGGAUGUAGCGGCUCUGAGGAGAAUGGCCAUCAGUGAGGGAGGACUGCUAACUGAUGAGAUCCGCUGUCAAGUAUGGCCAAGGCUUCUCAACGUUCCCCUUCACAUCCUGGAGCAGGAACCGGAAACGGUAGAGAGGGAGAACAACAAGGAUUACAACCAAGUGCUGUUGGAUGUCCAGCGCUCCCUACGGAGGUUCCCGCCAGGUAUGCCGGACGAGCAGAGGGAAGGUCUUCAGGAGGAACUCAUUGACAUCAUCCUCAGAGUUUUGAAACGCAACCCACAGCUACACUACUAUCAGGGUUACCACGACAUCGUUGUCACCUUCCUGUUGGUCCUGGGAGAGCGUCUAGCAACGGCUCUCGUGGAGAAACUGUCCACACAUCACCUCAGGGACUUCAUGGACCCAACCAUGGACAAUACUAAGCAUAUUCUCAACUACUUGAUGCCCAUCAUUGAGAAGGUCAACCCUGACGUGCAUGACUUCAUGCAGCAGGCGGAGGUGGGCACUAUCUUUGCCCUCAGUUGGCUGAUCACUUGGUUUGGCCAUGUCCUGUCAGACUUCCGCCACGUUGUCCGGUUGUACGAUUUCUUUCUGGCCUGCCACCCGCUGAUGCCCAUCUAUUUUGCUGCUGUGAUUGUGCUAUACAGAGAAGAGGAAGUGCUGGAUUGUGAGUGCGAUAUGGCCAUGGUCCACCAUCUUCUGUCCCAGAUACCGCAGGACCUUCCCUACGAAUUGCUCAUCAGCCGAGCAGGAGACCUCUUUGUCCAGUUCCCACCCUCCGAGCUGGCAAGAGAGGCUUCCACACACGAGAGCACGGCGGCCUCUACCUUCAACGACUUUGACCUUGCCUCCACCCAGCGACGGCCAGACUCCAUACUGCGUCGCCGUAGGCGGCAGAAACUGGACGCGCUGGAGAGUUCGGGACCCGGCACCAUGGUUGCAGUCGCCCAACCAUCAGCCACACGGCGCUUUGUCAGAUUGGCCGUCAUGGGCCUGACCGUGGCUCUCGGAGCGGCGGCUUUUGCUGUGGUCAACACUGCGCUGGAGUGGGCUCCCAAACUCGACUUAUUUCCGUGACCCGCUUCCUGCCUCUUCUGACCUUAGCCACCGACAAGUCUGCCGUGGACUCGCGCCGUUUGCUAGGUCUAAUCCCUCGAUCCCCUCCACUUCACAUCACGACAGCUGUAGUCAACAGCACUGCUCCUGAGUGGCUUUUCUAAACUGGACCGUUCCUGUCGACUGGACGUGUCUGUACGGUCCUACGUAGAGCGCUGCUCGGGCCUUGACUUUUAAGGUGCCGAGUCUCACUGGUAUGGCUGCACGGCAGGACAGUGAGGCAUGAAGAGUCCAUCUCAUACAAGUGAAGGAGUAUAUUUCUGAGAACUUUAAAAAUGUAAUUUAUAUUUGUACAUAAGAUAAUCAGAAGUGGAUAAAUAAAUGUAAAGCUCACAGAUAUAUAUAUAUAUAUAUAUAUCAGCCAAUAAAGGCGAAAACUUGGUGGUCAAACUAUGUCGACCUGCUGCCAACAGAGAGUGUGUAUGGAUGUGCCACGAGUGAGGCUGUGCAUGGUGAGGGUAUGCGAGUGUUUGUGUUUGGCUGUGGAGAAAUUAACAACCUUUUUCUUUCCUCUUUGAUACCCGGACAGAGACCAAAACGAGGAGCGUCUGCGUCCUCUCUUUGUAUGUUUCCGUAGCUCUUAACAGUUGUUUUAUAAACACGCUGGUAGCCGUAAGGGGAUGUGGUCUCGACACACGGGCAGGUUUUCAGAAGUCGUGCUGACGGGGGGCGGUUUGGCCUUUUUGCAUAAUUUUGUACUGUAAAAGAGGUGUUGCUCAAACUUCUACAGAGAGGUUGGGUCCCUCUUCCAGGGACCUGACAUCUGCAAAAACCUUCACUCUUUUGGUUCCUUUUUGGUUUUUAACCCAUAUUUAGAUUUCCAAGCCGUUGCUUUAUGUUUUAUUUUUUGUCUUGCGUUGAAUUCAUCCCGUGCAUUCAGCUGUAAAAGAUCAGUCACAACUUUGUGUUUCAGUUUGCAUCAAGUUUUGAUGCAUACUGAAUAGUCCGCUUAAGAAAACCACAGACGGUUGAAUCGGUUCAUUUGGACACAAGGUUUACUGACAGGUGUGUCUC
Molecule: messenger RNA, 2921 nt
Organism: Lampris incognitus (smalleye Pacific opah)
Lineage: Eukaryota; Metazoa; Chordata; Actinopteri; Lampriformes; Lampridae
Gene: tbc1d20
Product: TBC1 domain family, member 20
Exons: 8
Coding region: 675-1868 (397 amino acids)
Biological process (GO): positive regulation of GTPase activity; endoplasmic reticulum to Golgi vesicle-mediated transport
Cellular component (GO): endoplasmic reticulum membrane
Molecular function (GO): GTPase activator activity
Source: RefSeq, a predicted model, not a curated record